Molecule: messenger RNA, 1976 nt
Organism: Trichobilharzia regenti
Lineage: Eukaryota; Metazoa; Platyhelminthes; Trematoda; Strigeidida; Schistosomatidae
Source: the annotation of a GenBank genome assembly
GUGUUGGAUGCUCGGAAGGUUGAGUGUGGCUGUGGGCCAAUUAAACUGCUCCUCAUAAUGCUCUUUCCAGCGAUCCAGUCGUCUAUCCUGGAAGCUAAUUAUAGUGCCAUUUUUUUCCGAGAUUGUUUCACUAAUGAUUUGUCUUCUCCCACCCGUUUCCCUGAUGAGUCUAAAUAGUUGCCUAUCUUCGAAGCUUUCUCCAUCUCUUUGGCUUUUGUCACCCACCACUGUUCACGGUCCUUGCGGAGACUUUUCGUAAGUUUCCUUUUGUAGCAAAGACCUCAUGGCAAUGGAGAUGCUGAACAAGUUUUUGCGACUCUUCACGGAAAUUAUCAAACGGACUGCAGAAAUGCACUUCUGAGAGAAAUAUUCGGAUGCAGAAGUGUUUUGGCAGGAUCUUAAUCACAUUUGUUCAAACCCACCUACACUAAGUUAACACGCCCUCAGCGACGUAGACGCCAUCCAUUUGCCACUAUCAUAAUCUCACCUUCUUUAUGAAUUAUCUACUAAUGAAAUAGCAGUACUCGGGAUCCAUAUCACUACUCUUAUUAAGGUUGAAGCUGAUGGUGAAUAGAGUUAAUUAGGAGUCAAGUUUUUAACCACCGAAAUGGCUCUCCCUUCAUACCCUGGAGAAUAUGCAAAUGUAUCACCACCUUCAUUUUCAAUGCAAAUUUUAGCUUUGUGCUAAAUACUUACGAUCACAAAGGCUUCAUAACACUUUGCAGAAGUGUAUAUGUACUCACCAUCCCGCCCACAUCACAUUAUAACAUUGAAUUCUUUAUUUUAGUAUUUAUUGUAACCUUCCCUGCUUACUUUGGUUUUCUGCUCUUUUUGAUUAUUGAAGUUGGAAUGGUUCUAUUUCUAUGGACAGUAGCAUUAUGUUCUCACAUUCAAAACAUGUAGCUGUUUUUACUUUAAAAUGAGUUCUGACACAUACUAGUCAGUAGUAUAGCAAUAGCGUUACGCAUAAAAUUAAUAUGCAGACAUUAGUUACUAAACAAGAUAGUUGACUGUUUCCCCUGAAUGCCUCAUUAGACGGAAAAUACAUCAUAUAAAAGGCCUUAGUGUUUCCAGAGAAUUACGACAGUUCUACAAGAGAAUAUCUUACUUAGAAAAGUAUUACUUAUGCAUUAAAUUCCUCGUUCAUAUUCAUAUGAAGGUACUGAGUUAACUUACAACCUUUGCCCAUACAUCUUUAGUACUUCUCACUCUUUGGUUCAUUCUUCGUAAUAAUCUCUAGUGUUAGUGUUGGGUAAUUUUUCUACUUGAGGUGUACGUCUUAAUCACAGUGCCCAAGUUCCAUCCCCGUAAAAGUUAUGUCUCCCUAAGUUAAGAUUUUUAUUGAUCAUUAUUCAAAUAUGUGUUUUAUACCGUAAAGUGAUUUUGUUAGAACGUAAACAAGUUAAAUGCAUAGAUGGACGUUAUUGCCACCACCUUUCAAUUAAAUUUCGAGCGUUUAUUUACUAAGAAAGACUCUUCGUUACGCAGUGUAGUUUCUAUCUAAACCUUACGGUUUUCAUCAUUUAGAAUUCCUCCUGAUCAAAAUGACGUAUCAUGAAAUGUACAGAAGUACUACACUGGGGACUACUCUCAGAGAGGCGUUAGAUGAGAUGUUGGCGCAUCACCUACUACAACCUGGUAUGGAUAGUAAAGUGAUGAAAAAAUUUGACCAGUGUAUUAGUAAUGCUUUGGCGAAACGUGUUAAGAAUCGUCUGUCUCUUCGCGGUCAUUUGAAUACCUACAGAAACUGUGAUAAUGUAUGGACACUAGUAAUGAACGAUGUAGAAAUAAAGGACUCAUCUGCUAUUAUGACUGUUGAUAAAAUAAAAAUUGUUGCAUGCGAAGGAAAGAAUGCAAAGCCCGCAUCUUCAAAACUAGGCACCACUUCAGCGAAUGAUCGUUUGAGAACUGCUGGCGUCAGUGGAGAAGAUAGUGAACAACGUGAAGCAUUUGGUUCCGGAGAUGAAAUGGAAUGA